AUGAAUUCGAACUCAAACCAUACUGAUGUUGAUGACUUAAAGAACAUCGUCGCUGAAACUUCUAUUCGAUGGGAGACCGAUCGACAAAACUGGCUUCGAUCUAAACCCUCAUUCACUUCAUCAGGAUCUGAUCAGAUUCGUGGACCUUCAUCAUCGAAUUCAGUCAUAAUAGAAAGGGAUCAACAGGUAGCAGAAAAGUUCAAUGUAGCAUUUGAAAGAAUAGUAAACUCUUAUGAUGUUCAAGCUAAAUUGAAUCAUAGUAAUGAUAUUCCUAAACAAAUACUUCUAAGAACAGCAGAUCAACUAAAAGACCCCGAUCGACGCUUUAUCACCCCUCUGCCACUUAAACAUGCAGUUGCAGUACUCUAUCGAUCCUGGUUUCACGAUGGCACAAUACCAGAAGGAUAUCCAUUUGGGCCUUGUCAAUCUUCUUCAAGUGAAGAAGAUAUUCAAGAUGAUAAUGAAGAUAAAGAUCCAAAAUGGACUUCAACUUCAGAACCUUUAUCAACACCACUCACAUCUCAGGUACAAGUUCAACCAACAUCAACAUCAAAAACUUCUGAAACCGAACCACAAUAUAUGAAUACCUUAAAUUCUUCGUUAUCCUUUUCUUCUUCUUUUUUCAAUGUACCAAAACCAAUUCCUUCUAUGAAUGAUGUCAAACUUACCAAAAUAUAUUUGACUAGAGUUUGA
Melampsora larici-populina 98AG31 is the source of this 693-nucleotide messenger RNA. RefSeq lists its product as uncharacterized. The transcript is spliced from 3 exons. The record is from RefSeq and is a predicted model, not a curated record. Lineage: Eukaryota; Fungi; Basidiomycota; Pucciniomycetes; Pucciniales; Melampsoraceae. The coding region runs from base 1 to 693 and encodes 230 amino acids.